AUGAGUUAUACAAAUCCAAUCAUACCAGGGUUCAACCCCGACCCGUCCAUCAUCCGGGUCGACAAAGACUUUUUCCUUGUAACAUCCACAUUUGAAUAUUUUCCGGGAGCCCCUAUAUACCAUAGUCGGGAUUUGAUCAAAUGGAAGUUGAUCGGCCAUGCCUUGACCAGGCGCAGCCAGAUUCAGAUCCAUACACCAGAGCCAGGAGGUGGCUUAUGGGCCACGACAAUCCGGUAUCAUCGUGGAAUUUACUAUGUCAUCGCAGCGAGCUUCCAGCGGUAUCACCCACAACAGGAUGACCGAGUGUGGCCACAGGGAUUCUAUGUCAAAACCACCAAUAUCUGGGAUGAAAAGGCAUGGUCUGAUCCAAUUUAUUUUGAUCAAGUUGGCUUCGACCAAGAUCUUUUCUGGGACGACGAUGGGACCGUAUACCUAUCGUCUACCUACCGAAAACUUCAACCGACGCCAGGGGCGAAACUCAAGGAUUUCGCCAUUCAUAUCUGCACUGUUGACUUGGAAAGCGGCCAUUCCACGUCUGAGCCGAAACUGAUUCGCGAGUCUUCCUCUGGAGUUGCAGAAGGCUCACACAUCUUCAAGCGCGGUAGAUACUGGUAUCUUUUCACUGCGGAGGGGGGCACUGAAAGUGGGCAUUCAGAAUGGGUCAGUCGCAGCGAGGUUGGGCCCCUUGGACCUUGGGAACUCGGACCAAACAAUCCACUUUGGCGUAAUGGGGUUGACGAUGAAGUUCAAAAUACCGGACAUGCUGAUUUGGUCGAGGAUAUCAACGGGCAGUGGUGGGCUGUUUUGCUUGGGGUUCGUCCACUACGACGAGAUGGCAAGUGGGAGGAAUCGGUGCUAGGCCGAGAAACCUUCUUGGUACCGAUGGACUGGGAGCAGGAUUGGCCUGUCAUCAACAAAGGACAGAAGAUUGCGCUUCAAUCUCAAGGGCCGGGUCUUUAUCAGCUUGAGAGUCCAGUGUCUUGGAAAGACGAGUUCACUGCUCCUGAAAUGCAGUUGGGGUGGUAUAGAAAGAACACGCCCUUUGUCAAGGAUUACUCGCUCACUGAACGCCCAAGUUAUCUCCGACUCUAUGGCGGUCCUUAUAAUCUGUCGGUGCCAGCUUCCCCAACCAUGUUUCUCCGCAAGCAAACUCAUAGACGCUGCGUAUGGGAGACACGGAUGUCGUUUUCCCCUACGACAGAUGCCACAGAAGCAGGGACUGUGCUCUGGAUGAACUACUUUACCUACAGCAGUCUUGGCAUUCGCCAGACCGAAAAGGGGCGUUGCAUUAUGUUUCGACCAUCAGAAGGAGAAACAGUGGAGUGUGAGAUAGGCGCAACAACAGACGUCAUUUUCACGAUCGAAUGUGGCACUGAAUAUCGAUUUGGGUAUCGAGCACACAACGAAACCAGUUUCCAUUGGAUCGGCUCAGUCUCGAAUGACGUCGCAACCAAAGCCCCCUCCGUCGGGGCCAAUUUUACAGGCAUGAUGAUGGGACUGUAUUGUUUCGGAGAGCGACAACGAUGCCUCACACCCGCCGAUUUUGUGUAUGCUGAAUUCCGGGAGAAUCUCGGGUGA
Messenger RNA from Penicillium nucicola, 1578 nucleotides. Its product is annotated as glycoside hydrolase family 43 protein. The transcript is spliced from 4 exons. The record is from RefSeq and is a predicted model, not a curated record. NCBI's taxonomy places the organism in Eukaryota, Fungi, Ascomycota, Eurotiomycetes, Eurotiales, Aspergillaceae. Gene Ontology annotation, molecular function: hydrolase activity, hydrolyzing O-glycosyl compounds. Gene Ontology annotation, biological process: carbohydrate metabolic process. The coding region runs from base 1 to 1578 and encodes 525 amino acids.